Messenger RNA from Haliotis rubra (blacklip abalone), 1493 nucleotides. RefSeq names its product sushi, von Willebrand factor type A, EGF and pentraxin domain-containing protein 1-like. NCBI's taxonomy places the organism in Eukaryota, Metazoa, Mollusca, Gastropoda, Lepetellida, Haliotidae. The record is from RefSeq and is a predicted model, not a curated record. The coding region runs from base 423 to 1493 and encodes 356 amino acids. The transcript is spliced from 8 exons.
GCUUGUAAAACAACACGGGAACGGGAAUCCUGUAUGUCAACACCACCUACCGGUCAGAGGCAGUGUACACAUGUUCAAAGGGACAUAACCCUGUAGGAGGACAAGCGAUAAAGGUGUGCUCAGAGAACGCUUCUUGGACAGGAUUGGACCUUGUUUGUGAAACUGUAAGUUGCGGGCCCCCUAUUGACGUGGAGAACACUGAGUGGUCGGCCCAGCUCCACAUCUACCAAUCAGAAGCCGCAUACAGCUGCGUGGUUGGGUAUGAAAAGACGGGAGGGCAUGGCAUCAAGGUUUGCAACGAGACCGGUGCUUGGGAUGGGAGCGACCUACAAUGUGAAGUCAGACAUUGUGGCGCUCCGCCAUUGGUAGCCGAUGCUGACGUCACGUACACCAACGACACCUAUCUCUCUGAAGCCACAUACAUGUGCAAAACAGGCUACAACCACACCGGAGGUGACGUCAUCAGGUCAUGUGACCACACCAGCAACUGGCAAGGGUUGGAUAUCGUGUGUACAGCUGUCGCUUGCAGCACGCCACCGAGCGUACCCAACACUGACAGGAUGUACACUAGCACCAUCUACCGGUCAACUGUCGAGUAUAGCUGUAUCAAGGGAUAUAACUCUUCCAUGUCCAACUGGACCAUCACAUGCAAUGAGUCAGCAGAAUGGGUGGGCGCCCUACCGACGUGCUUCAUUAUCGAUUGUAACAGUCCACCGGACGUAGUCAUGGCUGACGUCACAGUGAGGGGAACCACCUACCAAUCAGAAGCGACCUAUACGUGUCACCAUGGAUACAACUUAGUCGGCACGAGCAGCAAGAAGACAUGCGCAGACACUGGUCGCUGGGAGAGCGCCGACUUCAGCUGUGAGAUUGUGGACUGCGGGCCUCCGCCGGAAGUUAACAAAGCGACGUAUACCAGUACCGGAAGCUUGUUUGAGGCCAACGCCAGUUACUCUUGCAUUGUGGGAUACAAGGUAGACGGUGGGAGUGCGAGCAAAAUGUGCACGGAGUUCGGCAAAUGGAGCGGUGUGGAUCUCAACUGUACAAUCGUGACUUGUCCCCCGGCGCCUGAACUAAGCCACGCCCACCUGGCCGGCAACAACACUCGAACCUACCAAUCAACAGCCAGGUAUUCCUGUGACCUUGGUUACGAUGAAGAUGGCGGCAACAACACCCUUGUCUGCACUGAGGAAGGAGUAUGGCAUGGGAUAAGGUUAAAGUGCAAAGAGAAGCCAUCGCCUGCUGAAAUCAUCGGGGUCAUCAAGAAAUUUGAACCGGUAGCUGUGGAGGCUUCCGGGUCAGUUGGAGUCGGCGUAGUAGCGUACGGCAUCAUGGGUGUGCUGUUGUUCGUGAUGUUGCUGCUGGAUCUCGCGACCUUCUACAAGCAUCUGAUGUACAUGAAGGAAAACGUGAAGGACUUCUGGGAGAGCAGGAGACCCGCCCCCUCCAUCUCACUCCCCGAGAAGCACAGGACCUACAGCUCAGAGGCUUGA